UUCUUCUUCACCACCAACUCCUUCACCCUCUUUCUAUUUUCAACAUACUCCUUCCAUCCUGCAUCGGUUUUCCCUGCCGCAUUUGCGUGUGACUCUCUAAGUACUCGAAUUGCUUGCUUGAUUUCUUCGUCCCACCACUUCACUGCUCUCUUACAAACUAUCAACUUUCUGCCGAGAACUCUACUUGUCGUUGUGUUUACCAGCUUUUCCCACCCUUCUAUGAUUCUAGAUCCGGCCUGGUCCCGACCUUUGGCAUCCUUCGGUGUGCCCAUUGCCUCUAUCAACUCCGAGAGUUUCUUGUCGUUUACAGCCAUCUCUCCUUGAAACUCUACCCUCGUUUCUUCUACUUCUAGCUUAUCUAUUCUCCAUCUGUACAUUUUCCUGCGUCGCCUACUCUGUAUGACUCUCGUCUGUUGUAGGGCUGUCCACACCAACGCAUGGUCUGUAGUGCCUACAUCCGUUGUGCAUACUCGUACUUCCGUCUCUUUCCCCCCAUUCUCUACGACUAUGUAGUCAAGGAUGGAGCGUUCUCCUUUUUUGAAACACUGCCUAGUCCAUUCCGGUUCUGUCUUUCGUACUCUACCGUUCAACACCUUCAUCUCGCUACUGUCAAGGAACCUCAGCAUUUCUUCCCCGUUUUUGUUCGUGGCUCCCUCCCCAUGUUGCCCGAUGGCUCAGUGUGGGUUCGUCGUUCGCCCGAUUCUUGAAUUGAAGUCCCCAACUAAAACUACUUCUCCCUUUCUCUUGAAGUUUUGUACAUCCGCUGCUACCUCCUCGAACCCUAUCUUGAUGUCCUUCACCAUAUUCUUCGACUCUGGUGGUAUAUAUACAUUUCCUACGAACAAGUCCUUCCUUCCCCGUUCCCCUGGUACCCUUAUCCGCGUGCUUUCGUUGAAUUUGGUGUCGCUGAUCACCUCAAAUUACGUCGCACAUGUGCACCUUGACUAAGAAUCCAACUCCCCCCUCCCCUCUACUCUUGAUUUUCUGUCCUCUCCGCAUUUUACCUAUUCAUGUGUAGCUUCCCACUUCUUUUCCUAUUUCUCCCCCGUCCUUCUCCCACGACUCUUGGACUCCGACUAUGUCCAGGUCUUUUUCGGCUGCUUGCUCGGCAAUUUCGAGUCUUUUACGCUCAUCUGUGGCAAACCCGCAUACAUUCCAAGACCCUAGUCUGAUUUCCUUACUCCUACUUUCUACUUUCCCGCGCCUUUCAGGAUUCCUUCUGUCCCUCGUUCGCCUUCCCCUUUGCCUUAUCCUUUCGCUGCUCCCCCCUUCCCCUACUUUGGCUUGCUUUCCGUUUUGAUCAUUUCGAACCUCCUGCCCCCCUUUGUUUUCAGCCAGCCUUGGGCUACGCCUUACUUCCUGGAUCUUAUUUGCUAUGCACACCCUCCAACCUAGUCUCCUCACCCACGCCGACAUCUUCUCUACUUCCAGUCUUUCCCAUUCUGCGCUUACUCUCCUUCCAAACGUGAUUCUAAAGUGGUUUCCUUCCCUUUCUACCCCCCCCCGUGCGAAGCAAUAUAAUCCUACUUCUUCACAUAUACUUUUGAACUCCAACCUUGUCAUGUCGUUAUUGACCCCAAAUAUCAACACUACCAGUACUGCACCUUUCCAUUCUCUCCUUCUCCACCCUUUGUGCCUUGUCGUCUCCCUCCUUAUCUCUUUCGAGACUAUCUCGUUGUUUUUGUUUGAAGUGGGAUGCUUUCAAAUUACUGGGACUUCCCAAUCCUAGUACUUGUUGAGGGUCUGGUGUCUUUCAAUUCUUUUGCCGGCUCACCGACACUAAAAAGUGCCUCCAACAUGGGCUCAUAGCCUGGAGCCAAGUUUAUCACCCUUAGCACAAGUACCCCAAGUUUGUGCCAGGCGAUCUGCAUGGUAACCAACCCAAGCGUCCCACGACCGUAUCUUCUCUCUACUUGCCCCAGCUGCUGUACUGGGUACUUUCCUCCGGGGAGGUCAUUUUCCCCAUGUAGGGUUCAAGGGUGGCUUGCAUAACAGAAGGUCUCACUCACACAUCGGGAUGUCCGUCUCUUCCUUGAUUUUUAUGACAUACAAACAUAAAAAUCUCCUCCUGGUAGACGCCAGAGAGCACUAUCUUCCCUGAUGGCGGUCUAAGUCGACCCAGGGUUGAUAAAUGAGUUACGGUCAUCAACGUUUGUACGGUACACCAUGGGUAGCUACCCCACUAACGCUCCCGAGUAGACCUUCGCUGCCGAAAGCUUGACCAACAAUCCCCCCACACUUUGUACCCGCGUCUAUCCUUCAAGCUUCAAGAUAUCUACGUACCGCUUGGUGCUCCUUCUCUUUUGGGUCAUUUGGUCGGUCAUUUGAAAACAAGGUUCUUGAGUAUGUUAGGUCUGACAUUUUGUCUUGCAUUAUCCACCCCUCUCCUUGCGGAGAAUUCAGGAU
Messenger RNA from Ectocarpus sp. CCAP 1310/34, 2406 nucleotides. NCBI's taxonomy places the organism in Eukaryota, Phaeophyceae, Ectocarpales, Ectocarpaceae. The record is from the annotation of a GenBank genome assembly.